Molecule: messenger RNA, 579 nt
Organism: Paramecium tetraurelia
Lineage: Eukaryota; Ciliophora; Oligohymenophorea; Peniculida; Parameciidae
Exons: 3
Source: RefSeq, a predicted model, not a curated record
AUGAUACAUUCUGAGGAGGAGAGUGUAAAUAGUUUUACACCUGAAUCACAAGAGUAAAACCCUGAAGAGCAUAAAAAUAAGGACUCCAAAAAAUAUGCCAUUAUUGAUCAAUCAAUUCGUGUUCAAUUACUACGCCGUAUACUUUCGAAAUAGGCAACAAUAAAGGAUGCUGCUAAAGAGUUUGGUGUUAAUUUUUCAACUGCAAAAGCAAUAUUGCAAACUUAUAGAAAGGAAGGAAGAAUUGGAAAGAAAAAAACAAGAGAAAGGAAUAAGAUCAAAUAGGAAUCGGGAGAAAAUAGUUCACCUAGAAAGAUUUAAUCUAUGUAUAAUCUAGAAUAGCCUUAAUAAAUGAGAGCAACAUCUCCAGAGUAGAAACCUUAAAUACCACAAAUUUAACCGAUAUUCCCCGUGAUGAGUUCUCCAAAUUUAGAUAAUAAUGGGGCUUAGAUAGCUUUAGCACUUUGCUAAAGAGAAUUGGCUCAAUAAAAAUUAAUUAAUUUCUAAUUAUUGAUGAUGAUUCAAAACUUCAAAAAUAUUUCACAAUUAUAAGUCAAAGAAGAACCCAAUAUAAUUAAUUGA